AUGUCGGUCCUUCACUGGGUGGUGUUGGCUAUCGUCGCAUACUUGGCCAACGCUCAGUACCAGCGCAUACAGUUUUCACGCAAGAAGGCUGAAUUCGUUCGCGAUCGCAGACGUGCUGCUGGUAUCCCAGAUGACGACGUUCGGCCCUUUGCUGUAGCUCGAGCGGAUGCCCUCUCGCGUAGAUCCCAACAGAGGCGGGACGAAGCUCUAUCAACGCCCGUCAAGAAACGCAAGAACAGCAUGGGCUCGUCUAAGUCCCAGGCCAGCAUCGACCACGAAGCCGCAACUCGGCUGUCAGGUAUACCUGGCACAUUACCGGGCUAUCUCAAGGACAGCCUGCAAUCUCAACCAAAACGAACCCAUGAAUACGGGGCUUCGCGCACGGCGACAGCGACUUCCGUACGCAGUCCGUCUUCGGCCAAAGUCUCAGGCUUGAAGACAGACUCGCCUCAAAGAGCAAUGAAACGGCACCAUUCCCAAACGCAAUCUGAAAGUGCAUCAGCAUUCUCGAAUCUUUCGAAACACGACCGCGAAGGCAGUCCGACCGCCCAGCGUGACCGACAGCGUCGCCGCAAAGCAUCACCAAAAAAGCUGCUACCGAAUUCGGACCAGGGCAAAGCACAUGACGUCUCCAUUCCGGGCGACUUUGGCCCCCACGAGAGCACCACAGACGAGGACAUGUCUGAUGCAUCAUCGGUGUUCUCGGCUAGUCACGGCAGCUCGGCAGCCAUGGAUGAGGACGAAGACGAUGGCGGCCAAGCAUCACCCUCUGAAGCUGAAAGCAAACAUAGGAUCAGUCAACGCCGUGCGGCACCUCUCCGAAAGCUUCAAACAGCAGCACGCGCUACCGCCAAGAAGCGCGAAGCGGAUGAGCUCGAUACUUCGGACACCGAAGCGAGUCUCGAUUCCACCUACGACGACGAGUACGCUCAUUCGCAACCUCACAGCUCCAAGCGAUCAAGAACCGUGAAUAAGGACACAGAUCCGAGCUCAUCUCUCGACUUCGAUAUCGCGCUUCCCGAGGAAGCCAUGGUCGAUUUCGAUCCCGCUCACUACGAUGCCACCUCAACCAAGAGUAGUGGCUCUGGGUCGCAAAACAAGCGUCAAGCCGACACGUCGGACGACCGCCAACCAGGCGAGGAGUGGACCGACUUUGAAGGUCUUCGUUGGCGCAUCCACCCAGAAACGCACGAAUUGCAGCGAUACAGCGACGUGCUCGAGUGGCGAUCCAAGUAUCGCAUGCCGCGCGAUUCAAUCCACCCCAUGGCGAGGGAAUCGCACCAAGUGGUGGUGCACAAGUGGCUGACAAAAGCAGAGUGGGAAGACGCAAAGGCGAAGAAACUACUGUCAUUCCAAGAGCCUGAGCGAUUGGCAGAGAAAGAGAGACUGGACAAAGAGGAGGCUGAAAAGAUGCGACGAAGGCUAGAAGUGCUGGCGAAGAUCCGGCAAACAUCGUCACCGAACAAGCGUAUCCAGUCGUACCUGGCGCAGCGACAGCUGCAGCACAAGCUGUCGCAAGGCGAUAUGAGUGGUGACGUCUCGAUGAACACCUACACAACCAACGACACGAAUGGCGAUGCGGCGAGCAUGUCCAUCGACUCGGCGUCGGUCGUUGGCGCGGACGGAGCAACACCAAGCAAACCGAGGUCGAGGCGAAUCUCGCUGCAGACCAGAAUGACGCCGAUGAGGGGUGCCGAAGUAGGAACUGGACGCGAAUCGGGUUCGACAUCGGGAGUGUCGUCUCCUACGGAAAGUCCGAAUCGACGGAGGGGAAGUCCACUGGCAUCACCGUAUCGUUCCAUCGCCUAUCCAAAAUCGAAGAAGGGAUCGUCGGGCACCUCUUCGCCGUUAGUUACUUCCACAUUUCCUUCCACACAGCCUCCUCUGUGA
This is a messenger RNA of Pseudozyma hubeiensis SY62, 1890 nucleotides long. RefSeq lists its product as hypothetical. The coding region runs from base 1 to 1890 and encodes 629 amino acids. Lineage: Eukaryota; Fungi; Basidiomycota; Ustilaginomycetes; Ustilaginales; Ustilaginaceae. The transcript has a single exon. The record is from RefSeq and is a predicted model, not a curated record.